GUCACACCGCAAGCCGGGUCAUGGACGAGUUCACUCGAACGCGGUCUCGCGGUCGCCAUCACCAUGGAUAAGUACGACAAGCUGGGCGUGAUCGGCGAGGGAUCCUACGGGAUCGUGCUCAAAUGUCGUCACCGGGACACCGGCCAGCUGGUCGCCAUCAAGAAAUUCCUCGACAGCGAGGAAGACAAACUCGUCCGCAAGAUCGCCCUCCGUGAAAUCAAAAUGCUCAAGCGACUGGAGCACGAGAACCUGGUGAACGUCCUGGAGGUGUUCCGCCGGCGGAAGCGGCUCCACCUCGUCCUCGAGUACGUGGACCACACCAUCCUGGAGGAGCUGGAGAACCAGCCGCACGGGAUCCCGCCAAACAGCGUCCGCGAGUAUUCCUGGCAGAUCCUCCGCGCCCUGGCCUACUGCCACGCCCAACGCGUGAUCCACCGAGACGUGAAGCCCGAGAACGUCCUGGUGUCAAAGAGUGGCGUCUUAAAACUCUGCGAUUUCGGAUUUGCCCGACUCUUCCCAAAACCGGGGGAAUCGUGCACGGAGUACGUGGCCACACGGUGGUACCGUGGACCCGAGCUCCUCGUCGGAGAUACCAAAUACGGACCGGAGGUGGACGUAUGGGCGGUGGGGUGCCUAUUUGCAGAGAUGACGACGGGAGAGCCCCUAUUCCCAGGCGAAUCGGACAUCGACCAGUUGUUCCUCAUCGUACAAGCCCUCGGAAGAGUAUGCGAGCGGCACCAAGACCUCCUGCGUGGCAACCCAGCCUUCCUCGGCCUCAAGAUGCGGCCCGGCGCCAAGGACAGCAGCCUGGAGUCCCUCCUCCCGGGGAUGGAGGUGACCAGCUUCCGCUUCCUCAAGGCCUGCCUGACCAUGGACCCCUCCGCGCGCCCUCUGUGCGAUGCCCUCGUCCACCACGCCUACUUCACACGGGACGGGUUUCCAGAACAGUUCCUUCCCGUUCUAAAACAAAAACUCGCUCACGAGUUCCUCUCCAACCCUCUCCUCAAGAAGUCACGCAGAUCAGGAGAUGGGAGCAGGAAGUGGCAUGGACUGGGACUUAUGUCCAGAUCUGGCUCAGGAUCAAAGCCAAGUAGUGCCUUGCAACUCCCUCAAGCUCACCACAUUCACGACCAGGAACUCACAGCCAGGCUCGGAAGACGCAUAGUGAAGGGGUCCCCCUACUUGGAAAGCGUGAAGAAGCAGCUGCCCCAGCCAUGGAGGAACCCAGGGCUACCCAGCCACCUCCCUGCUCUCACGAGGCGCAGCCUGAACAAGAAGCGACCCACGCUCGUCCCAACUGUAUCAAGUGUCUCCACCAUCGAGAGCCUUUCCCCCAAAUCCAGUAAGAGCAACUCCCCCACAUCGCCAGCCCGGUCAGGCAAGGGGGGCGGGAAGGACAAGGAAAAUCUCCCGGCGAUUCCAUUUCUGUGAUUCCUCGCUUGUGGCAUCCGUGCUGUCAAAGUUUCUCUCGGACGUUCUUGGGGAAAAGCAAGGGCUAGGCAUUUUUUUACUGCAUGCAUUUUUACUUCCAAGUCUCCUUAAAAGAAAAUGAUAUAUAUUUUGUACACCUUUGGCAAGGUUGAGAUUUGGAAUUUUGCAAAGACACGUCUACUUAAAUGAACGAGUUCAAAUAACCGAGUGGCAACCUGAUGAAAUGAUAACUUAGAUGCUUUUGAAUUCUCAUGACAAAAAUCACAAUCUACAAAAGAAACAUCCCAAUUUCGGCUGUGCAAGACACUAAUCAAGAAGUCCUACAGAUGAAAAGCCCUGGAAGCGGGUAAAAUCAUGGCACGAAUAAAGUGUCUGUCUCUAGCUUUCCCCUAACUGUCUUCUUUUUCUGAAUCUCUUUUUGGCAAUCGCAUGUGUCCUUGUCUGUUUCACACCAAUACAGAGGAGUGCACAUGAUGAGGGAUUUGGCUUUCACUCACAUGAGAGUUGUUCUCGGAGACUCCUCACUUCCGCACGGAGAUGAUCAAUUUCCCGCUUCAGCUCAUCCUGUACAGAUAUAUAUGAGAAAC
Molecule: messenger RNA, 2018 nt
Organism: Darwinula stevensoni
Lineage: Eukaryota; Metazoa; Arthropoda; Ostracoda; Podocopida; Darwinulidae
Source: the annotation of a GenBank genome assembly